This is a messenger RNA of Meloidogyne enterolobii, 1362 nucleotides long. Lineage: Eukaryota; Metazoa; Nematoda; Chromadorea; Rhabditida; Meloidogynidae. The record is from the annotation of a GenBank genome assembly.
AUGAACAAAAUAUUUAACGAGCACGAAUAUGACACUAAACCUGGAACAAGUUUUGAUCGUCAUUUUACUGAACCGGCUUCAGUUUUCUUUAAUGGAAAAAUACGUAUAUUUAGUGAACUUGAUUUGUCUUCACGGGAGGGGGAUGUUCUUGUUAAUUUUUGUGCUAGCGAUAUUCUUUCUGGUGAUGAAACAUUUUUGGGAAUUCAUGAACUUUCUGGAGAUAAAUUGAAGGAUGUUUGUGUCAGAUAUAAAUCUCUCGGUAUUGGAAGUUGUCGAUUUACUGAUUCUUUUGGACUCAACAAUUUUAAAAUACAAAGCGAUGAUUGUGUUGAUAUAGAUGAACUUGUAGAAUUCGAUUUAAUGCUUUGCUAUAGAAAUGUGAUGGAUUUAUUGAUAGAGAAAGGGUAUAAUUCUGUUGUUUUUACACAUCCACUUCUUUAUAUGGAUAAAACAAGUGUUGUUACUUUGGCUGUAACUGUUUUGACUUAUUGGAUGGAAUUUUCUGUUUAUGCAGAAAAACUCAAUUUCAUCAGCAUUGUCUGUUCAUCCAAAGAAAUUUCACAAUAUUAUAUUAACAGUUUGGAUGAAUUGGCUGCUCGUGGAUGGGAGGAAUUUGCUAUUUCACAUUCAAAUGUUAUUUAUUCUUAUUUACUUGAGACAUUUGGAUAUGAAGGAAGUAAUUCUGCCGGUUUUAAAGGGAAUGAAAUAGAUCCAAUAUUAAGACUUCGAUAUAUAGAGCCAAUUGAAUAUAGUGAACCACUUUAUGACUUGCGGAUAUUGGAAGUUGUUUUUGAGCGAGAAUAUGCGCCUUUGGUAUUGUUAGAUCACGACUCUAUUCUGCAGCAAUAUCAACAAUUAAGAGACAGUAAAGGUUUUUAUUCUCCGGAUGGUGUUCAUCUUCAACUUUCUCGAAAUUUAAGUCAUUCUAUUUUGUCUAUCGAGGAGAAACAAGGCGGUCUUUUAAGGCAAUAUAGAAUGACAACUCAAAACCGUGAAGGAGAAACUUUUUACUUUCGAUGUUCUCGUUGCGAGUCCUUAAUGAGAUAUACAAAUGAGCAAUUCCGCCCAAAAAUUAUUGUUCGUGAAGGAUUAAUUCAAGGAGAUUGUUACCCAUCCCAUCACCCUCAAUGUUUUCCAGCAAAUAAAGAAUGGGUAAUUCUUCAACAAUUACAUCGACAAGCUAGAUUAUAUUUAAUUGAAAUGACUACAGCUCAACAAUUUGAAAAUUUUGAUGAAAAUUAUGGAGAAGAUCACGAAUAUGGACAAGAAUUUGUUUUUAAUGAUUAUUUACCUGAUAGCAAUUUACAACAAGGAAGUAAAGAUUUUGGACAAAGAGAGGUUUUUAAAUUUUUAGAAAUUUAG